Episyrphus balteatus (marmalade hoverfly) is the source of this 792-nucleotide messenger RNA. Its product is annotated as actin-related protein 8. The transcript has a single exon. The coding region runs from base 77 to 652 and encodes 191 amino acids. The record is from RefSeq and is a predicted model, not a curated record. Lineage: Eukaryota; Metazoa; Arthropoda; Insecta; Diptera; Syrphidae.
GAACAAUUUGACAGUUCAUCAAUUUUUUCAGUUUUGUUCUUUGCGUAGCCUGUUUCUCGACUAAAUAUAUUAAGAAAUGAGCCAUACAGCAGAAAAUUCGCCAGUUAAAACGAUUAAAACAUCUCCUGAACGUCCAGCAGAGAAAUCUAUAAACAACAACAUCAAAGAAAGAUUAAAUUUACACGUAAAAAGACGUUUGCAAGAAUCUGGAGCUGAUACUUCUUCGUUGAACAACAACACCACUACAAACACCACCAUCUCCCACAACAACAACAACAAUGAAAUAAAGGUUCGUAAACAAUAUACAAAACGAACUGAGAAAGUGAAUAACCCAACCAUUAUACGUCGAGCGAAACGAACGAAAUUGAAACUAACAACUGGAAUUGGAACAACAAAUACAGUGAGUCAAAGAGAUUCGGAGAGUGUUGGUUCAGUGGCGUCAACUUCGACAACAACUGCCAGUGCUGGCGAUGAUGAAGGUAGUCGUGAUGGUAAUUCACAAAAUCCCGAUAAUAUACUUCAUUCGCCACGAGAAAAGGAAAAAUGUCCAGAUUUAUUAAAUGUUGUACUGAAUGUUAAAAAGAGAGCUCUAUUUCAAAAUCCGGAAGUGAUUCAGUUCUUGCAUAAUAUAAUGGAUGUAAUAAGACAGUAGAUAGAAUUUUGUAAAUUUUGUUUUAAAAUUUUUUAAUUUUAUUGACAUUUCACAAAGUGUACAACAACACAUAAAAACACGUUAUUUUGUUUUUAAUAAUAAAUAUCCCGACAAACAAUUUUGAUUCUAUAAAGCUUUAC